Messenger RNA from Blepharisma stoltei, 794 nucleotides. The record is from the annotation of a GenBank genome assembly. Lineage: Eukaryota; Ciliophora; Heterotrichea; Heterotrichida; Blepharismidae.
AUGUUUUCACUUACACAAAAAUCAAUUAAAAUCUGCACCACCAACAAAUUUUGGUCUAGAUCUUGAUUGUUUACAGGGAAAAUUAAUUAUUUUUCAACACAACCCGCAAAUAAAGAACGCCCAAGAGAAGAUCUUAAUAGAAAAGAAAAUAGGAACUAUGAUUGUGAAAUUUUUGUGGGCAAUAUCAAUAGAGCAGUCAAAGAAAAAGAUCUUUUAGAGCUUUUUCGGGCUUUUGGUAACCCAAUUUUGUCGAAAGCAUUAAAUUCUAGGUCAGGGGACAGAACAAGCUACACAUUUAUUUCUUUUGAUGAUGAAUCGCAAGCAAAAAAAUCUUUAAAGAUGAAUGGAGUUGAUUUUAUGGGCUCUCCUUUAAAAAUCACACUAUCAACAGAUAGGCCAAGAUCAGAAUCUGCAUAGAAAAUUUAGAAAAAAAUCCUUAAAAUAAAAAUCCAUAUAAAAGCCCAAAAAAUAUAAAAAAUUAAUUAAUCCGUAGAUCAGAAGAAAGCAAAACUAGGCCUGAAAACAGAGACCCAUCCAAAUGUGUUUAUGUUGGAAAUCUCAGCUAUUUAAUAAACGAAACUUUAUUGGGGGAUUUAUUUUCAAAAUUUGGUAAAGUUGAAAUGAUAAGGCUUAAUCCUGGAAGAUUUGGCCAUAAAUUCGCAUUUGUGCAGUUUUCAAAUCAAGAUGAAGCAAAAGAAGCAUUACAGCUCCAUGGCAAAGAUUUUCAAGGAAAGACACUAAAUGUCAAACCAGCAGUGGCAAAUAAACCAGAAAAUAAUACAAAAUCAGGCUAA